AUGCUUCAACUCCCCGCUGCUCAGCACUAUCACCACAUUCAGCUGCAGGCCAUUGGCACAACAUCCCCGCCACAAACCAUGACCUGGCUAUCGGGCUCCGUCACAGUGACAGGGCUAUUUCUUUUAGCACACGCAUGCUACUCUGCGCAGGAGCAUACGACUCUGUCUACCGCGCUUGCGAAGCACGCCUUGACACACCAGCAGACAAGUAUCUAUUUACCGAUUGAUAUAUCCAUCGAGGCAAUCAUAUCGACGUUAAUUGUAUGCUUUGGACUUGUCUCGGGCUCCCAGACACUGCGUCCGAUACAGUGGAAUGUAUGGGCAGGGAAGAUUGAACGAGAAGGCGAUGCUGGUUUUCUGAAUGGAUCUGGCGAGGUCGAGAAAGAUUUUCGCGGAAGUCCAUUCAUAUUUCUUGACAGUCGGCCAGGCUUCGUGGAUAUUCGCAAGAGACGCCGCCAAUUUAUGGGCUGGGUCAAGGCUGAGGCAAAUUAG
This is a messenger RNA of Beauveria bassiana ARSEF 2860, 492 nucleotides long. Its product is annotated as transmembrane protein 32. Gene Ontology annotation, biological process: protein folding in endoplasmic reticulum. NCBI's taxonomy places the organism in Eukaryota, Fungi, Ascomycota, Sordariomycetes, Hypocreales, Cordycipitaceae. Gene Ontology annotation, cellular component: EMC complex. The record is from RefSeq and is a predicted model, not a curated record. The transcript is spliced from 2 exons. Bases 1 to 492 code for a protein of 163 amino acids.